AUGUCUCGCAGCAAUUUCGAAGACACUUUGUCUUCAAUUUCAAGCUCACAAAAUCUUCCUCAAAGACCAAAGAGUCGUUUUCAAUCCAAUAACUCUACCACAUCCUCGGGUGGAUUCGAACUUAAUCUUAACUCAACAAACACUCAACACCAUACAGUCAGUGACGACUCUCAUGACACCUUGAACUACUUCGACCCCGAUAACUCCGCCGAGCAAUGCACCAUGUCGACCGACUUGGAAAUUCAAAGAAGGAAACGCAAGCAAGCUCAGCGUCCUGAAAUUAAUAUUCGCGAUACCGCUAAAAGGUAUAAUCGAUGGAGCCCAAGGAAAGAGGCUCAGGAUUCCCCAAUUAUGCAACUCUACGACAACGCUUUCCAAGACUUCACUGGAGGAUCUUUGCAAAUUAAUGGAACAAAUAACAGUUCUAAAUUGGCUUCCAAACUCGCAAGAUUGGACCAAGAUAAUACACCUUGCCGACUUUCAAAAUCGAAAUUGUCGGAACGAUUGAAUUCAGUCUCGAAAAAUAACUCCAGAUUCAACCUUAAACCAGCAAAUGAGAAUACUCAGCCUGCAAAUACACCAAGACGAGUUGUCAAGAAUAUCAAUGAUGACCACGAAUUUUCCUUGGACCUCUCCCACCCAGUCCAUAACAAGGAGAACAUUCUCCCUAGACAACGACCCUCCAAUAUUCCGGCAGGCUCCAAGCAUCAGAAGUUCGCUCAAGCUGAGUACAAUGAAAGACAAGUACUAGCAGAGCUCGAAACUCUCAUCAAGGACCACCCAGCAAACUUAUCAAACCGAUCUGGCAACGCCCCGAAAGCAGCAAGCCCCACCUUUACCAUGUCCACCACUGUUAAUGGAUCAUUUGCCAUUCCUGAAGUCCAAAACAUUACCAAGUUGGUCGACAACACAUCAACUUCAUUGCCCAAGAAGGUUGAAAUUCUUGAGCAACCCGCCGAACCUAUGGGAAAAGAAGAGGUCGACAUUUAUCGAUCCAUUGACGAACUUCAACAACAAGUGGCUAUGUUGUUGAACGAACGAAAGGAGCGCGAUUUUGUUAUACACUCUCUCCAGAAGGAACGAAAGGAACGGGAUUCGAUUAUGUCUUCUCUUCAGAACGAACUGAAUGAGAAAAGAGAGCAACAUGAUGUCAUAUCCACUCUUCAAACCGAGAAAAGAGCACAGGACACGAUUAUAUCCACUCUUCGCACACAAAAUCAUCAUAUGGCUGAGACCAUCCAUCAGUUGGAAAACGAAGUUAAUAUGCAUCGCCUCGAAAACGAAAAGAUAUCUACUCUUCGCACACAAAAUAAUCAUAUGGCCGAGACCAUCCAUCAACUAGAGACUGACACUCGUACACAGCGCACGGAAAACGAACAGAUGAUGAAGUCUGUUUCCAACGCCGAGGCUAAAGCAAAAUCUCUUCAAGGAGAAAAGAAGGAAAUAGAAAGGACCUUGAGUGAAAUCUCGUCCACCAACGAGGAACUCAAAAACGAUGUUGAGAACAUCACAAAACAACGAGAUAUGGUUCUUGACCGUUACAAGAAUCUUGUCGAACGAUUCGACAAUUUACAACGUUCAGCAGAUGCUAAGACAUCACAACCAAAGGAAGAUGAAAACAUUAAGACAUCACCAAGCCAACAUCAGAAGAAAGAUGAUACUUUGAAUGGUCAGAAAGGACCACUGGAUAGGGAAGAAGAAGAGGAAGAAGAAGAUGAUGAUGAAGACGAUGCAGAUGAAGAUGCUGAUGUUACAAUGAGGCCAACUAUGGAUCCUCAAUUAGCUCUCGAGAAGAUUAUGGAAAAUGUCACCAACCAAAUUGAGCAAUUGUCUGCUCAACAUACGGCCAAAUCGGCUGAGUUACGUGCUUUGGAUAAGAGCAAAAAUCUUAGAUUGAGAAGAUCACUUGCGGAAUCCUUAAAGAUGCUUGUCGAUCAAAUUUCUUCACACAGCGAUUUUCUAUAUCGUUUGAAGGAUGUUUCUUAUGCAUUCAAUUGA
This is a messenger RNA of Sclerotinia sclerotiorum 1980 UF-70, 1998 nucleotides long. RefSeq lists its product with no specific name. Lineage: Eukaryota; Fungi; Ascomycota; Leotiomycetes; Helotiales; Sclerotiniaceae. Bases 1 to 1998 code for a protein of 665 amino acids. Gene Ontology annotation, molecular function: microtubule binding. The record is from RefSeq and is a predicted model, not a curated record. The transcript has a single exon.